AUGCCGUGGUUAGAAAUAGCUGAUGGAUUUUUGAGGAUAUAUACAAGUAAAAGACAUACAAAUACAAAUAUGGAUGAAAAUUUUGAUUGUGCUUCAACAAUCAGCGAUACAGGCAGUGAUGUCACGCAAACUCCCACAUUAACGGAAGAUACCUUUUUAAGUACAUCGCAACAUUCAACUGAUUUUUCUGAUGAUUCUCGAAACUUACCUCAAAAACCUAAACGCAAAAGAAACCAUGUGGUGGGAAAUAAAGGUAACGAGAACUCUGAAGACGUGAUUGCCGUGGCAUUGGAGAAAUUGGACAACGUUUGA
This is a messenger RNA of Parnassius apollo (apollo), 312 nucleotides long. The record is from the annotation of a GenBank genome assembly. Lineage: Eukaryota; Metazoa; Arthropoda; Insecta; Lepidoptera; Papilionidae.